CACACUUCCAGUUAGUCUCAGAAUUCUCGCACCUGAGCGCUACGCUCGACACAUCCAAAAUGGUGAUAGCUGGCCUAACAUUAUGAUCUAAGACCUGAUGGGCCACCGGUGCGCCUAGCUCCAAGUAGGAUGCUCGUGAUCCGUCGUUCACUUUGCGCCGGUGAACCUCACUGCUAUUAGCGCUUAACACCUACCCAUCGCAUUCGCGAGAACAUGAGUGCUAACACGAACAACCUCUCCUCGACUCCACAGACCGUCUAUAUCGAACAUGCGAUUCAUCCAGAGAGGGACGAUUAUUUCCGCGCCCUAGCAGCUUCCACUAAAUCUCUCAAAGCAAGCCAGAAGAGCUCCAGUGUACAAUGUACGCAAUGUCAAACGAAAUUGGAGAAGCCUUUGAAAUGCGCAAAGUGUAAGAGCGUCUGGUACUGCUCAAAAGAGUGCCAAAAGAAAAAUUGGUCCACCCACAAACCGGCAUGUCACGAAGUCGAACGCUCCUCGGGGGUACUCAAAUUCAUACAAAUGUUCAGUGUAAACCCAUUGCUCAUGGGGUUCCUCAAAGUCGGUAUCGUCUUUGACUGUGGCCUGUUCGACAAUCCCCGGAUCGGAUUCGAUGUGCCAUUCAUGGCGCGUGUUGACAUUGCAAUGGAACCUAGUGACGUUCUUGACUUUGCUGGUUUAUAUUUCAAUGACCAGGCUGUCGGAGAGAAGCUUCAAGGGAUGUUGCAAGUCAAUGCCAUUACUCCGUGGCACUCAGGCACGCAAGGUCCCCUUACGCCGAAGCGGCUACAGAUAUGGCGCGAGGCUCGAGCAAAGUAUAAUGCACAAGGUUUCGCCAAAGACCCCGUAGGACUCGUAGAGUUCAUUAGCUGUAGUUGUGCAGAGGACUCAGGGAACUCGGUGACUGCUGAGUUGCACAUCCCCGCUGGUGUCCUUAAUAUUGCAAGGAAACGCGAGCCCUUCACAGGUGUCUCUGCUGUCACAGGCACGCAGUUCAACAAACCCAUGAACACUGUGACAUGUCUAGAGUAUAUUAAUUUGCAUAUUCGAGCGGAUAAGCAGAAUCAGCUACGUUUGCGGUCUGAGAUGACAGAACAAGACAAGGAAGCCAUUCGCGCUGCAGGUCGUAAUGAGGAUACACUUCCGGCUCGUAUCCUCAAAGAGAAGAUGAAAAGAGAACACCUCUAUGCUGGUGUCAUGGAAAUGACACGUGAAAUAGUCCAAUGAUCCUCGUACCUUUCUGAUCGGAGUCUCUUGUACGACACCUCUUGAAUAGGCUGCCAUUGACAUGUGUCAGUCGCCAGCACAAUCUUAUUCAAUACCUGUAUACUAUUGGUAGAAAACAAGUUGACUUGAUAUCAGCUGCCGCGAAAACGAUGCCACAUACUCACCAACGGUCAAUAUUUUCAUUCUUC
Messenger RNA from Suillus discolor, 1412 nucleotides. RefSeq lists its product as uncharacterized. Bases 214 to 1224 code for a protein of 336 amino acids. Lineage: Eukaryota; Fungi; Basidiomycota; Agaricomycetes; Boletales; Suillaceae. Gene Ontology annotation, cellular component: nucleus. Gene Ontology annotation, biological process: regulation of transcription by RNA polymerase II. The record is from RefSeq and is a predicted model, not a curated record. The transcript has 6 exons. Gene Ontology annotation, molecular function: DNA-binding transcription factor activity, RNA polymerase II-specific.